Messenger RNA from Penicillium verrucosum, 390 nucleotides. RefSeq lists its product as uncharacterized. Lineage: Eukaryota; Fungi; Ascomycota; Eurotiomycetes; Eurotiales; Aspergillaceae. Bases 1 to 390 code for a protein of 129 amino acids. The transcript has a single exon. The record is from RefSeq and is a predicted model, not a curated record.
AUGGCUUGGUGGGACAGCUCUUCACCCAACUGGCUCGAAAAUCUCGAGCCAAUCUUCACACAGGAGAUCAAUGGAUUCCGAGAAGAACUCGUCUACCAGAUUGACAUUCUAGUCAAUCACCCGGGACACCAACAUAUCGUCAGCCAGAGACUUGCCACGACUUCUCGAUCCUUGCCCAAGAUUAAGAUGCUAGGCUCGGAUAUCUCGGUGUAUUUCCCGAAUGAUCCAUUGAUCACUGGGAGACGUCCUGGUUAUUUCCAGACUACUCUCCCUCGAGUCUGCGAUUUCAUUGAGAAGACUUUGAUGGACCUGAGUAAGACUCUGAUCCAUGACCCGCACAGUGCGGCGUCUGUUGCUUGGCAGUUGCAGGAUAUGUUGGAUGGUAUGUAG